Chondrus crispus (carragheen) is the source of this 231-nucleotide messenger RNA. Its product is annotated as Sm protein, snRNP core protein, SmG. The record is from RefSeq and is a predicted model, not a curated record. Gene Ontology annotation, cellular component: precatalytic spliceosome; P granule; U5 snRNP. Gene Ontology annotation, molecular function: RNA binding. Lineage: Eukaryota; Rhodophyta; Florideophyceae; Gigartinales; Gigartinaceae. The transcript has 2 exons. Gene Ontology annotation, biological process: mRNA splicing, via spliceosome; spliceosomal snRNP assembly. Bases 1 to 231 code for a protein of 76 amino acids.
AUGGCGAAGUAUCUUCCAGAAAUGAAGCAGUGGAUGGAAAAGAGAUUAAGUCUCGGUCUGAAUGGGAACCGCACUGUUGAGGGCACUCUGCGAGGGUACGAUCAAUUCAUGAAUAUUGUCUUAAAUGACUGCGUAGAAGUAAAGAAGGAUGGUGAAAGGCGUCCGAUUGGCAUGAGCGUAAUCAGGGGAAAUUCAAUUUUGACGAUGGAAACACUUCAGCGUGGUUCGUGA